AUGACUUGUAAUGAAGCUUCAGAUGUAGUGUUGGAAGACGAUGCGGAUUGCCGUCUACUACAACCUAACCAACCAAUGGUCAUCAACAACGACAUUGAGCUGCAGAAUGAAGACCUUACCGUCCAUGACCUUGCUAUCCCGGAUUCCUUUCCUCCCCCUGAAUGGCCUGGAACUGGUAAUUUGUUGUUCAUGCUGAAUUUUGGGACACUGUCAUCCUUGCCGGUUCCCCUUUCCUCAACCGCAUCAUCCACCUCAUCCUCCCUCUCGAACACCUCGAGCCUGGCUCGUUGGCAGAGACUCCCAAGAGAGGAGAGGAGGUCAAAUCCUUACCCCAGGUCCAGAAGGGUGCACGUAGCAAACCGUCCCAAUCAACCAUGCUGGCAUAUGCAAGACAAGUCAUACAACUCUGGGGCCGACUCUUACCAUCUGGAGGACCACAGCCAUGAAAGAUCUUGGCAUCAGGAAGCCUCCCGAGACUCGCUAAUUUGGAGGGAACCUCGAACGAAAUCGAGAUCCCCAAGUGCAAGGGGCCCCUCAUCGAGCUUAGUGCCCUAUCAAUCCCCUUCGACAUCCUCAGCUCCAUGCAUUGCCCCUGUCGCCCUGCCAGUGAAUCCCACCUGGGUAGUGGACAGCGGCUCAAACAUGGCCAUACCUGCAUUUGUGGUCAAUCUGGCCACACCUCCUCCCCAUGCCCCAUAUCCGGUGCUGCCUUCUUACCAUCACGGAAACGUGCCACCUUCCUACAUGUCCUCAUCACGUCCAUGUGAUGAUCCCUACAAUUAUCCUUCCAGUCAGCACCAUUCACGAUCUAGGAGCCAUUCCCCACAUCGAGACAAUCGUCAAUGGCAUGCCUCUCAUCCGCCCUGA
Messenger RNA from Cantharellus anzutake, 867 nucleotides. RefSeq lists its product as uncharacterized. The record is from RefSeq and is a predicted model, not a curated record. The transcript has a single exon. Lineage: Eukaryota; Fungi; Basidiomycota; Agaricomycetes; Cantharellales; Hydnaceae. Bases 1 to 867 code for a protein of 288 amino acids.